Molecule: messenger RNA, 2510 nt
Organism: Esox lucius (northern pike)
Lineage: Eukaryota; Metazoa; Chordata; Actinopteri; Esociformes; Esocidae
Product: lysophospholipase D GDPD1-like
Exons: 4
Coding region: 24-374 (116 amino acids)
Biological process (GO): N-acylethanolamine metabolic process; glycerophospholipid catabolic process
Cellular component (GO): endoplasmic reticulum membrane
Molecular function (GO): phosphoric diester hydrolase activity; phosphatidylcholine lysophospholipase A1 activity
Source: RefSeq, a predicted model, not a curated record
CUCGGAUCCCAGUGCUUUUCAGCAUGCCCAGGGUUUUCAUGCUGCUGGGCCUGUUCUACACUGGCCUCCUGCCCUUUGUGCCCCUGAAGGAGCAGUUCCUAGAGAUCCCCAUGCCCUCCAUCAUUUCUAAUCUUCUGAAGGAUCCUGAUAACAUGACCAGGAGCAGGCGUGUCAUUGUCUGGCUGGCCGACACCCUGCUUAUGAGAAGAGCCCUGUUCAAUCACCUGACAGCAAGGGGAAUACAAGUGUAUGUUUGGGUGUUGAAUGAUGAGAAGGAGUUCAAGAGAGCUUUUGACCUGGGAGGCACAGGGGUCAUGACAGACUACCCCACGAAGCUAAGAGACUUCUUGGAGAAGAUUGGCACUUCAAAAUGAGCAGUAGGCCAUUUGACCUGACAAAAUACACUCCCUCUCCAAUGCCACUAAAGCCAACAGACCUGCUGAAAUAACCCUAAGCCUCAGUCCUCCACACGUCUGCAUGCAUUCCAGAUGUUGGGUAUUCGGGGAUGAUGUUGGCUGGUUGAUGCGCUGUUCCACCAAUGAUGAUGACCACUCAAGAGUCCCCCUUUGCUUAUCAUUGUAUGUAGAUGUAUCACUUAUUGAACAUCAGCACAGGCAGCUACGGUUUCUUUGGUCUAUGUCCUACACUUCAUUAUAAUUAACAAUUGCUUUUUACAUGACUUGUGUUUUACAUUAACAUGGCCAGCUAAGAUGUUGAAGUGAUACUCCAGAGAUGUUGUGUGAAUUAUAUGAAUGUUUACAUUUCUUUUGAAAGUAGGCUAAUUGCCAGAUGCUAAUACAUAUUGACUUAUUUGGGUUGCAUUGUUUUGCUUCCAAAGUGGAAUAGAUCAAAUAGAUGCCUUUUAACUGUUUAAGGCAGACAUUUUGUCGGAAUUUUUUAAUUUUAGUUGAUUCCAAACAUGAUAUUUGGAUAAUAACAUUAGCCUAUCAAAAAGCCUAUUAUUUCUCUGUUUUCAUUUCAGCAAGAUUGCUAGUGGAUGAGCUCCGGCCAUUCUCUUUAAGGUUGAUUUGAUAUAUGAUAUCUUGUUUUUUAAUGAAUUGGAGGACUUUAGAAGCUGUAUUCAGUAGACUGCAGGAGGGUUCUUCUGGGGCUCAGAAAAAUUGUGAAGUUUUGUUGUAAUUGUCAUGAAAAUAAUCCAAAGUAAUAUGUUUCUUAUAUAGUUUUUAAUCCCGAACACUGCAGAUAAUCCAAACAUUUUGUCAAAUCCUACUAACUCCAUUACUAAAGGUGUUAAGUUAUUUUUAGAACGUUUGUUGGAUUUUGUUUUAGUAGCAAAGUGGCUACUGUCUUUUUCUGAUUUAUUUUUCACCUAUUGUAUGUAGAAUCAAGUUUUGUUAAUUUUGUACCUUUUCUAUGUUUAAAUAUUGAUUCUGAAAUGGUAUUGAAAUAUAAAAUGUAUUUGUUUGGUUUUGCUGUAAAUACCUUUCUGGAAAGAAAGGCAUACAUUGGUGUAGACAAUGCUUAGUAACUACUUGACUUGAAACCAUGAACCCAUUGAAAAGGUAACAGGCGUUUAUUUACUUGGAAAGAUAUUUCCACUAGACAGACCGUCAUGGAAAACGUAUGGCAAUGCCUUACUCUUACUGGCCUUCAAAGUGUUGGAAUGAUUGCGAGCUAAACUAGGGGCUGCCGCCUCUGAUGGUGAUGGUGUGCAAUCUGUAUGUUAAUUGUGUAAUUGUUUGAUAACUGUUCAGGUGUUGUUGAGGGUGUUAUUUUUUUUGCGUAGGGUUUGACAAUUUCUGGGGUAGGUGUAACUAUUCCCGGCUGUACACAUAGAUAUUUAAUACUGGCAGAUUCUACUUUUGCAGCUCACAGUGAAUACUUUGGUUAUUAACCAGUGUUUUCAAGCCCUGAAUGCUGAUUGAUUGGCUGAAUGCUUUUGUAGCAGUGGGCUGUUUACUGUGGGUAUGACAAAAAAGGCUUUUGACUUUGAUUACAUUGGUAACCAUUUUAUGGUUGUUAUAAUAUGAGUAAGGUAUGUCUGGAGUUCCACGCUUACUUUUGUGCCUUAUUGAUUAUGAAAUAGAUCUGCACAGCCGAUGUCUGACUGUGAUAACCACAUAGAACAACACAACAUAGAAUAAAAAUACAAAAUAAAUAUUUAUUAUGGAGGCCAAGCAUGAUCCUUCCACCCACCGCGGGCCCUGGUGCAGCCUCACCCGCUACUUCCCCCCCUGAUAGCUAUGGCUGUGGUUUGGGGUCAGUGUUCGUAUGGAAGAAAUGUUUGUACUUUAGGAGCCUGUCUCCGUAUACAGAUAGAGGUGGUACCAUGUAAGGACAUUUUAGAAGGGAAUGAUACUCAUGAAAAACGUACAUGUUAGAGCAUGCUUGCUCUAAAAUUACGUUCAUGCUGUUAGGGAUUUUUGUUUUGUUAAUGUUACCUCCUUUCAGUGAAACCACUUUUGUUUGGUUGUCAUAUCUAUUGAAAACACUUAUGUUCGUGUGAUGAGAUUGUAUGAAAUGCAAUGCAAUAACUUUUUGUGACUUGG